Messenger RNA from Dermochelys coriacea (leatherback sea turtle), 7848 nucleotides. RefSeq names its product seizure related 6 homolog (gene SEZ6). The coding region runs from base 240 to 3407 and encodes 1055 amino acids. Lineage: Eukaryota; Metazoa; Chordata; Testudines; Dermochelyidae. Gene Ontology annotation, biological process: regulation of dendrite development; synapse maturation. The transcript is spliced from 17 exons. Gene Ontology annotation, cellular component: dendritic spine; neuronal cell body; endoplasmic reticulum. The record is from RefSeq and is a predicted model, not a curated record.
GAACCAGCCCCCCGCCCCCGGAGCGGCGGCCGGGCGUCCCCGCAGGAUUGGCGGGGCGCGCUACUCGCAGCGUUACGGUAGGAGCCGCUCGCCGGAGCCGACGCCGGGCGCUCUCCGCGGUGCUGACGGGCAGCGCCGGGUGCAGGCGCCGCGCCAGGACCGGAGCCGCCCGGCUGCCUCCGCCGCAGCUGAGCGCGGGGAGCGCGGAUUGCAGCGCAGCGCGCACCGAGCGAGCGGCCAUGGGCGCCGCGCCGGGGGCUCCAGCCCGCGGGCUCGCCGGCUGCCUGCUGCUGCUCGCCGCGCUGCUCCAGGGCCAGGCUCGAGACUUUGCCUCGGAGGAGCCGAACGUGGUGGGCCAGAAGGCAGCCGGGAGCUCUGAGGCUGAGGGGGACCAGACAGUGCCCCCCACUCCAGACGAGCUGGAGGGCGAGGUCCACUUUGUCACCACGGCUCCCACGCUGACGCUGCUCAACCAUCACCCGCUGCUGGAGGAGUUCCUGCACGAGGCCCUGGUGAAGAAGGACUAUCUGAGGCAGGUGCCCUUUCUCACCUGGGGCCUGCGGGGGCCAGGCCCAGUCCUACCCGACGUGCCAGGGCGGAUCACCCAGACCCCCAGGGCCAACCUGCCAAACCAAGAUGACCUUCCAGUGUUUUCUGACCUGACCACAUCCCUCAUGGUGCCAGCCACAGCCCCCGUGACCAUGACCAGCCCCACGGCCCUAGUGGGAGAGAAGGCCAAGGCCAGAGAUGCGGAGAGGACCCCAGAAAUGGUCAAGCCAAUGUUCACCGAGGAGCUGCUGACCGCGGCUGCAGGCCGCGUGGCCGCAUGGGCAGAGCCCCAGCCAGCCGGCCCAGAGACCAACUCCGCCUCUGUCCUCACGGAGCCUCCCGGCACCCCUGCGCCUGCCAUCUCCCAAACCGCCCUGACCAACCCCGGUCUAGCCACCACCGACAUGGUGACCAGCAACACCACAACCGCCAUCACCCCCACAGCCUGGUUUGUCUCACCGCAGGCACCUGGCCCAGCGCUGCCACGGGCCAAGGAGCCCGAGACGGAGGCUGCCACCACAGCCACGGUUUCUGGGGAUGACGAGGAAACCACCACAACCACCAUCAUCACCACGACGACCAUUACCACGGUGCAGGUACCAGCUCCAUGCAACUGGAACCUCACUGGCCCCGAGGGUUCCUUGGAGUCUCCGGAGCCAGUCAGUUCUCCCUACGACAGCCUGGACUGCACUUACACCAUCUCCGGGUACCCCGGCUACGGUGUGGAGAUCAAGGUCCUGAACAUCAGCCUGUCGGAAGGGGAGACGGUCACCGUGGAGACCUUUGGGGGUGCAGAGCCUGUCGUCCUGGCCAACGAGUCCUUCCUCAUGAGGGGCCAGGUGAUCCGCAGCCCGACCAACCAGGUCAGCGUGCGGUUCCGGAGCCCCGAGCCCACCAGCCCCGGCACCUUCCACUUCCACUUCCAAGCCUAUCUGCUGAGCUGCAGCUUCCCCUCCCGACCGGCCUACGGUGACAUCUCCAUCACCAGCCUGCACCCUGGGGGCAGCGCCCACUUCUACUGCACCACAGGGUACCAGCUGCAGGGCUCGCCUGUGCUCACCUGCCUCAACGCCACCUGGCCCUUCUGGAGCAGCCGGGAGCCCAUCUGCGUGGCGGCCUGCGGAGGGGUGAUCAGAAAUGCCACCAUUGGACGCAUCAUCUCGCCCGGCUUCCCAGGCAACUACAGCAACAACCUGACUUGCCACUGGCUGCUGGAGGCCCCCAAGGGCCAGCGCCUGCACCUGCACUUUGAGAAGGUCUCGCUGGCUGAGGAUGAUGACAGGCUCAUCAUCCGGAACGGGAACAACAUUGAGGCGCCGCCGGUGUAUGACUCGUACGAGGUGGAGUACCUGCCCAUCGAGGGGCUGCUCAGCACCGCCCGCCACUUCUUCCUAGAGCUCACCACCGACAGCAACGGCGCCUCCACCGGCGUGGCGCUUCGCUACGAAGCGUUCGAGCAGGGGCACUGCUAUGAGCCCUUCGUCAAGUAUGGGAACUUCACCACCAGCGACACCACCUAUGCCGUGGGCACCACCGUGGAGUUCAGCUGCAACCCUGGCUACACCCUGGAGCAGGGCUCCAUCAUCAUUGAGUGCGUGGACCCCAGCGACCCCCAGUGGAACGAGACGGAGCCGGCGUGCCGAGCCGUGUGCAGCGGGGAGAUCACAGACUCAGCGGGCGUGGUGCUGUCCCCCAACUGGCCGGAGGCCUAUGGCAAGGGCCAGGACUGCAUCUGGGGCCUGCACGUGGAGGAGGACAAGCGCAUCAUGCUGGACAUCCAAGUGCUGCACAUUGGGAAGGGUGACGUCCUCACAUUCUAUGACGGGGAUGACCUGACAGCCCGGAUCCUGGGCCACUACACGGGCGCCCACCGCCGCUUCAAGCUCUACACGGCCAUGGCUGAUGUCACCAUCCAGUUCCAGUCAGACCCCGGCAGCGCUGUCUUUGGCUACCAGCAGGGCUUCGUCAUCCAUUUCUUCGAGGUUCCACGCAACGACACAUGCCCCGAGCUGCCCGAGAUCCCCAAUGGCUGGAAGACCACAUCCCACCCUGAGCUGAUCCACGGCACCAUGGUGAACUACCACUGCUACCCCGGCUUUGAGCUCGUGGGCACGGACCUGCUCAUGUGCCACUGGGACCUGACCUGGAGCGGGGACCUGCCCACCUGUGAGAGAGUGACCUCCUGCAAGGACCCCGGGGACGUGGACCACAGCCGCAGGAUCAUCUCCAGCUCCAAGUUCUCCGUGGGCUCCACCGUGCAGUUCGUCUGCGACAAGGGCUACGUCCUGACAGGGGGCGGCCUGCUGACCUGCCGGGACCGCCAGGCCGGGGGCCCCAAGUGGAGCGACCACCUCCCCAAGUGCACCCCGGAAAUAUAUGAGCCUUGCCACAACCCGGGCGCCUCAGAGAACGUCAUCCAGACCCCGGAGAAGAGGCUGUACCAGGCCGGGGCCACCCUGCGCUUCUCAUGUGCCACGGGCUACGUGCUGCUGGGGGAGGGGAGCCUCCACUGUGUGCCCGGCCACCCCUCACAGUGGAACAGCUCUCCUCCCAUCUGCAAGGCCGCUGCUUAUGAUGAAUUUUACAGCAACCGCAACCUGGACGUUGCAAAGGUCUCGCCCUCGGGGAACCCGCAGGAGGGCCCCAACGUCGCCAUCGCCAUCUUCCUGCCAGUGCUGGUCGUGGCACUGCUCAUUGGAGGCAUUUACCUCUACUUCUCCAAGCUCCAGGGGAAACCGCCCCUGCAGCUGCCCCUGUCUGGUUCUCACCCCUACGAUCACAUCACCGUGGAAUCGGCCUUUGACAACACCGCCUACGAGACAGGAUCUGUUUCCUUUCCAGGACAUGAGGGAAUAUGAGGUUUCCAUCUAGGCCGAGCUGAGCUGAGCCGGGAGGAGGGGCAGCCCCAGCAGCACUGUCCUCUGCCCCCCACACCGACUGGCCCCUCUGGACACCCCGACCGCGUCCUGCGGGAAGGGACUGUAAAUAUUGUCCCCAAGAGACUCUGCCCAAGCGCUUUCUGGGAGGAGCCAGCAGCCCUGCUCCCCUCCCUGGCCUGGUCCCUUCCUGCCGGCGCGGCCCCACCCAGCCCCAGCCGCCAGCCCAGCAAGGUCUGUGCACAGAGAAACUGGGGGGCUCUGGGCUCCACGUGGGUGUGAUGGGACCCGGACUCGCGGUCACACCACAUGGAGCCGUGCACAGGACCGGCCAGGCCAGGCCAGAGGCAGCCACACAGCCUCCUGCACCUGCCCACAGUGGCCGGGGAUAACGCUGCACCCAGGGGCCUGGGCGCUGCAGCCUCCUUCCCAUCGCCAGCCUGGCCCAGCCCAAGGAGACUCUUUCUUCCCAUGAGCCUGUUCAGCCCCUCAUGUCCCAGGCGCUGAGCUGUAGCUCGUGGGGUCUGAACCGGGCCCUGCGUACUCCAGGUGUGAGGAGCCCGCUGCCGAGUCGGCUCUAGGGCCUCAGCUUCGCCCUCACGCUUGUGGAGAAAACUGAAAAUCUGAACGAGUGUCAGUGCCGCAGCAUCACCUCCCCGAGUGUGCAGCCAGCCUGAGCUAGCUGUGUGCAGAGCUGUGCGCUGCCCCGUGGUCUCCGCCAUGUCCUAGGACUUCCCAGCUGGCAGUGUGCAUGCCAUGGAAUUGGACGUUCUGCAGCUGCUGUCUCCUGCUCCUCAGAUGGGGCAGGACGGGAUUCCAGUACCUGCUCCCCGUACCGCUCCCUGGAGCCAGAGCCGAAUCCUGCCUGCAGCUAGCCAGCCUGGAUAACAGUGCAGCACCCUGGGUCUGCGGAGCCAGGGAGAUGAGCUGCUGAAGCCAAAUGCAAGUUUGCCCUCCUCUGGCACAUACUGGAUGGUGCAGCAGAUGGAGGCUCUGAGCCUGGCGCAUGGGAGCAAAACACCCAGCCCUGGAGCUACUCAGAGACACAUUUUGUACCUCAAUGAGUAUUUGCAACUCCCCACCCUCCCUCUGUGUGCAUAGCAGGGGUAGCUGAAUGCAGGGUAUUUCAUUAGCUCAUGGUCGUAGGCUAGAGGAAUGCUGGUAUGGCACUAUGUCCCUGGGCACACGGUGCCCUGAAUAUCAAGCACUGUGUCUUCCUGUGUGAGACACCUAAGUCACCCCCCAGGAACACAGCCCGCCCCUGCUGCCAGCCUCCAGGGCCAGGGUAAAACCGACAUUAAAAUUAGAAUUCUGUAAAAUCAACCUGGCCCACUUCCCAUGGACUAAAAGCUGGUAGGUAAUAGGUCUCCAGAUGUCACUGUAGGUGGGGAAUCGUCAUCAAGCAGGUGUGUCCAGUGGGGCAGUUCUUGGCCCUGCGCUAUUUAACAUCAUCAAUAGACAACAUCAAAUCAUCACCAAUGACGUUUGCAGAUGACACACAGCUGGGGUGUGGUACACACUGAAGAGGCCAGGUCACUGCUACAGAGCAGUGUGGUGUGCUUGGUAAACUGUUUGUGAAUACGGCUACAUGUCAGCAUAGAGGGACAGAGCCUGCAGGCCGUGUACAGGCUGGAGGACUUGUCAUGCCAAGCAGUGACUGAAAAAAGCGUUUACCUCUGUGUGUGGCCCUGGUGCGACUGCUACUGGAAUCCUGGGUCCAGUUCUGGGGCCCACAAUUCAAGAAGGAUGGUGAUAGCUUUGGGGGGGCCUCAGAGAAGAGCCCCAAGAACGUGGAAAGGAUUAGAAAACCUGCUUCAUAGAGAGAGACUCACAGAGCUCAGACUAUUUAGCUCAGCAAAGCAAAGGUUCUGGGUGACUUGCUCCCCGUCUAGAGGUAUCUAUGUGAAGAACAAACGUUAGAUCUUCUGUGUAGCGGAGGGGCGUCUAACCCGGGCCAGUGGCUGGAAGCUGAAGCUAGGAAGUUCAGACUGGCACAAGUAAGGUGUAAAUCAUUAGCAGUGAGAGGAAUUACUCAUUGGAACAACUGACCCAGAGCUGGGGCGGAUUCUCCAUCACUGACCGUUUUUAAAUUAGGACAGGCUGUUUUUUUAACAGCUCUGCCCGAGGGAUUACUGGGGGCGGGUCUCAGGCUUGUGCUAUACGGAGCUCAGACUGGUCACAAGGGACCCUUGUGGCCUUGGGAUGUAGGAGAAAGCUCAUAUGGCCGGGCCCAGACACCCCUGCACUCCCUUUGCGUGAGCAGCAGCAGGCCUGCAUCUUAGCUGAAGUGUGCAACAAGCUGCCAUUGCAGCGGGGUUCGUGGAGGAACUGUACGUGGCUUAGAGUGGGGGCAUCCCCAGCCCAGGAAGCAAGCCCCCUGCCCGCCACCCGGUUUAAAGGGGAGGCCUGAGCCAAGCAGGAAGUGGCUGCAGCCCAGAUUCCAGUGGCCCUGGCUAGGGCCCAGCCUGGACAGAGAUGGGUCCCAGCCCAGUGCAGCAUGUGCCGGUACCGGCCGUCCUCUGGGCACAACGGCUGCAGUACUCCUGCCACGCAGGUCAUAGACGAAGUGGCGGUAACAUGGGCCUGGGCCAAGGACCCAGCAGCUGGGGCAGGGACAGCUCGAACAUGCUCUGGCCUAGCUGUCCUGUGGUCUGGGGAGGGCAUAAAGCCUCAGCGAAUGCUGACCAGCAAGGGGGUGGCCCAGGUGGGUUUGAGUGGGCAAGCACAGGGCAGGUCUCUUGGCCUGGCCCUCUAUGGGAUCCGCAGGACUACAAGGCUCAGGGCCUGCAGAGGGGGCAGCAGCGACCCCAGGCUGCAGCUCAGCCCCAGAGCUGGGUCUCAUUGGGGGGAGCCCCCAGCUGCCCAGCAAGUGUGGGGCACUGGAGAAGCGUCUCCCCCACAGGCAGCCCAGGCUAGGUCCAAGCCUCUCCCAGGUUGUGAGUGGCAGGCAGGGUGUAAACUCUCCCACCCAGCCCCAGAGGGGGCAUGUGAUUCCAGGGGCUCAGCAACGGGCUGAGAACUGACAGCCCCACCCUGAGGUGGCAUCUCCAUGCAGUUGGGCUCCACUGUUGGCGUUGGUCUGCCAGCCCCCAGCGGGUCACACUGCUUCCCCUGCUCACACCAGCGCCUGCCCCCAACUAGCGCGGCUGGGGACGGUCACAGACGAGGGCAGGUCACUCAGCAUGCGGUGGCUGCUGUGAGCAUGCUGCAGCAGCCAGGCCUGUGGCCCUGCGGGGGGCACUGUCCAGCUGAAUGGGCAGCCAUCCUGCCUGGACGUGAAUCCUGCUCCGUGGGCUUCGGGGCACCUUGGGUGCCCACGUGAGGCAGCCUGAGGGACCCCCCCUAAGCCUGCCACUAAGCUCCCAGGACGGUGACCUCCAGCCCCACGCAUUGUCGGUCACUCCCUCCCCUGCCUGGCUCUGGGCAGGGCUGCCUGGGGCAUGGGAAGCAGUGAGGGCAGGCAUUGAAUAUUGAGCUCCCCAGAGCCAGCUCAGAUCCCUGCCAGUUAGCCGGACCCUGGCUAUGUGCACAACAAGCCCUGGGCUCCACCAGCCACUGCCAAAUGCCCGGCAGGAGGCAGAUGGGGUGUGGCACCACCUUGGUCCCAUGUGGCCCAAGGAGACCCCUGGGGAGGUCUGGGCCCGGGCAGGCGCUGGUGCGGCAGUGUGGUCUCUGGAUCCAGGCCCAGGCCCUGCAGGAGGCAGGGGCAGGGAGACAUUUUCUCCCACCCAGGUGCACCUGCCCAGGUCCAGCUCCCAUUACUGUGCCCAAGAUGCCAUUCUCCCUGAGGUGGUGGCCACAAGUCUCAACCAGCUCCAGCCUUCAGCCAGAAUCCUCCUGGCCCCCCGGGGAUCUAGCCCAGCCCACCCCCCUCUGCCUCACGGGCCCUUCUGAAUCGCUGUCCCAUUGCUGCAGGGAUCCUCGCAUGGCGUCAGGACAGGAGGGAGUGUUUGGCUGCAGCAGCUGCUUCUCAGAGAGCCCUGAUGGGGCUUUGAGCAAGAGGCCAGCCCAAGCGCCAGGGCCCCUUGCCCACCAGCCCAGGCGCAGGGCGUGCCAUGCUGUUCUCUGUGAGAAGGGAGUGAGAAGCAGGCUAGGCUGGGGAGACGGACAGGACAGGGCGUCCCACCAGCAAGGGGCACCGGUGCUGGAGGGAUGGGGAGCCCCGCACGGUCUCCAUGAGGGGCAAGAGUGCUUGUGCAGGGCAGUGAGGUCUCGCCCCUUGCUAGGGAAAGGAGGGCUUAGUGCUGCUGACCACCGACCCAGCCAGAGCCCCUGGGCCUGGCGAGCCCCAGCCUGGGCAGGAAGCUUUUCAUGUGUAAAAUGUCAUGUAGAGUCGGAGCUUUCUGCCGCCCAGUCCAUCUUGGGGAGAAGAGCCAGGCUUUUCUUUCAGUUGUUUCCUUAAUAAACUGGUGUUUUAGAAGAA